AUGGCCCUCUUCAAUCAGUCCACUCGCAAUGUCGACCUGGGCAAGUCGGAAACGGAGCUCACGACCAACAUCCGCAAGGCAACAUCCAUCGAAGAGACAGCGCCCAAGCGGAAACACGUGAGAGCGUGUAUUGUCUACACGUGGGACCACAAGAGCAGCGCCAGCUUCUGGAACGGCAUCAAAGUCCAGCCCAUCCAGGCCGAUGAGGUGCAGACCUUCAAGGCCCUCAUCACCGUCCACAAAGUGCUGCAAGAAGGCCACCCGAUCGCGUUGAAGGAGGCGCAACAGCACGUGUCAUGGCUGGAGAGCUUGAGCAGAGGCAUGAUUGGUGGGCAGGGCAACGACGGCAUGCGAGGAUAUCAACCGCUGAUUUCCGAAUACAUCUUCUACCUGAUCAGCAAGUUGCGAUUCCACCGCGAUCAUCCCGAGUUCAACGGCACCUUCGAGUACGAGGAGUACAUCAGUCUGAAGUCGAUCAACGAUCCGAACGAGGGCUAUGAGACUAUCUCCGACCUUAUGAACCUGCAGGACCAGAUCGAUAGCUUCCAGAAGCUGAUCUUUGCGCACUUCCGGGGUGGCAACAACAACGAGUGCAGGAUCAGUGCGUUGGUGCCACUAGUGCAGGAAAGCUACGGCAUCUACAAGUUCAUCACCAGCAUGUUGCGGGCUAUGCAUACUACCCUUGGCGACGACGAGGCAUUGAGUCCGCUGCGAGGAAGAUAUGACGCUCAGCAUUAUCGACUCGUGCGAUUCUACUACGAGUGCUCCAACCUGCGAUAUCUAACCUCCCUUAUUACCGUGCCGAAGCUGCCGCAAGACCCUCCGAAUCUACUCAGCGACGACGAGACUGCGCCUGCACUUCCUUCCCGACCACGAAAUGAGCCUGUCACGAAGCCCAAGACUCCACCACCAAAACCAGCCACGGAUCCUGAGCCGAUCAACGAGUUCUGGAAAAACGAGCAGGCAAGGCAGCAGGAGGAGUAUGCGGCAGAGCAGGCAAGAUUGCAAGCGCAAUGGGAAGCGUCACAACGACAACAGCAGCAGCAAGCAAUGCAGGCUCAGAGAGACUUCGAGGAGCAGCAGCGCUUGCAGGCAGAACAGCAGAGGUUGCAGCUCGAGCAAUUGCAGAGACAGCAAUACGCGGAGCAGACACAAGGGCGCAUGGCCGAGCUGGAGCGCGAGAACUUGAAUGCGAGAGCACAGUACGAGAGGGAUCAGUUGAUGCUGGAGCAAUACGACCGCCGGAUGAAAGCACUGGAAGGCGAGCUAGGACAACUAGGAGCCAACUUCCAGCAGCAGACUCAGAGCAAGGACGAUCAGAUCAGAUCGCUGCAAGAGCAGGUCAAUACAUGGCGGACAAAGUAUGAAGCGCUUGCGAAAUUGUACAGUCAGCUACGGCACGAACACUUGGAGCUUCUACAGAAAUUCAAGGGCGUACAGCUCAAGGCCGCGAGCGCGCAGGAAGCCAUCGACAGGCGAGAAAAGCUGGAGCGCGAGCUAAAGACCAAGAACCUCGAGCUUGCGGACAUGAUCCGAGAACGCGAUCGAGCAUUGCACGAUAAGGAUCGAUCGACAGGUGGACACCGUGAUGAGCUUGAGAAGCUGAAGCGUGAGCUGAGAAUGGCCCUUGAUCGUGCCGACAAUGCAGACCGGGCCAAGGGCAGCGAACUCUCUUCCAUGCUGUCAAGACACAAUCGCGAGAUUGCGGAUCUGGAGGAGGCCUUGCGCAACAAGACUCGUGCUUUGGACGAUGUCCACAUGAAGUCUGGCGAGGGUAAUUCAGAUCUUGAGCGUCAACUCCGCGAAAAGGAGGACGAGCUGGAGAUCUACAAGUCUGGUAUGGACCAGACACUGAUGGAGCUGAAUGAGCUUCGCAACGGCAGCAACGGUGUUGAUAAGGCUAUGGAUGAGCAGAUCGAUGUCAUGCUUCUCGAGAACAUUCGCAAGAUCAACGACAUUAUUGACUCCGUCCUCUCGGCUGGUGUACAAAGAGUGGACGAUGCGUUGUAUGAGCUCGACAGUAGUAAUCAAGCCGGCAACCAGAACGCCAGUGGCCCAUACGUCUUGUCGCAGAUCGAGAAAGCUCAAUCGACAGCCAUGGAAUUCAGUACAGCAUUUAACAACUUUAUCGCGGACGGGCCGAACAGCACUCACGCAGAAGUGAUUCGUACAGUUCAUACUUUCUCCAACGCCAUCGCGGACGUGCUAUCCAACACCAAAGGUCUUACACGCUUCGCAAGUGACGACAAGAAGUCCGAUCAACUCGUCUCUGCCGCCAGACGCUCAGCCUCAUCUUCCGUAGACUUCUUCCGCGGCAUAAUGUCGUACCGCUUGGACGGCCUAGAGGACCUCCAGAAGACAGACGUAGUCAUCAACAAAAACAACGACGUCCAAAUCGCCCUGAACAACCUCAGCAAGCUCGCCGAUGCCUUCGCCCCACGCACAAAAGUCACCUCGACCUCUGGCGACCUCGGCGAGCUCGUCGACAGAGAAAUGACCAACGCCGCCAAAGCCAUCGAAGACGCGACCGAGCGUCUCACGAAACUGAUGAACAAACCAAGGGACUCAUACAGCACCUACGAGCUCAAAAUCCACGACUCUAUCCUCGAAGCCGCCAUCGCCGUGACGAACGCGAUCGCGCAACUCAUCAAAGCGGCUACGGCUUCGCAGCAGGAGAUCGUGCAACAAGGUCGUGGCUCGAGCAUGAGUAAGACGCAAUUUUACAAGAAGAACAAUCGAUGGACUGAGGGACUCAUUUCCGCCGCCAAAGCCGUGGCGCGGUCAACAAAUAUGUUGAUUGAGACAGCCGACGGCGUGAUCUCGGGUCGCAAUAGUCCUGAACAACUUAUCGUCGCUUCGAAUGAUGUGGCGGCCAGCACGGCACAGCUUGUGGCGGCGAGUAGAGUGAAGGCUAGUUUCAUGUCGAAGACGCAGGAGAGGCUCGAGGAGUGUAGUAAAGCUGUUACGGGGGCUUGUAGGGGGUUGGUGAGGCAGGUGCAGGCGAUUAUUGAGAGUAGGCAGAGGGAAGGGGAGGAGGAUCUGGAUUAUAGCAAGUUGAGUGGGCAUGAUUUCAAGGUGAGGCAGAUGGAGCAGCAGGUCGAGAUUCUGCAAUUGGAGAAUUCUCUCAGCGCUGCUCGGCAUCGCUUGGGCGAGAUGAGGAAAAUUUCCUAUCAGGAGGAGGAUUAG
Molecule: messenger RNA, 3186 nt
Organism: Recurvomyces mirabilis
Lineage: Eukaryota; Fungi; Ascomycota; Dothideomycetes; Mycosphaerellales; Teratosphaeriaceae
Gene: SLA2
Product: sla2 Src-like adaptor 2
Exons: 2
Coding region: 1-3186 (1061 amino acids)
Biological process (GO): endocytosis; actin filament organization; clathrin coat assembly
Cellular component (GO): actin cortical patch; clathrin-coated vesicle
Molecular function (GO): clathrin light chain binding; clathrin-cargo adaptor activity; phosphatidylinositol-3,4-bisphosphate binding
Source: RefSeq, a predicted model, not a curated record